Dovyalis caffra is the source of this 531-nucleotide messenger RNA. The record is from the annotation of a GenBank genome assembly. NCBI's taxonomy places the organism in Eukaryota, Viridiplantae, Streptophyta, Magnoliopsida, Malpighiales, Salicaceae.
AUGGCACCCAAACCCGAUUCCCAAACCCUAACCUCUUCCACGACCACCGUCGACCCAUCAUCUACCUCCUCCAUAGAUCCACUCUUUCAUAUCCUCAAUUUCCUUCCUUACUCCUUCCUCCGCCCGCCGCGCCUCCGUCUCAAACUCCCCACCUUCACUCUCCCUUCCCCCAUGACAGUCUUCUCCUUAGUCCUCCUCACCUACUUCAUGGUUGUCUCCGGCAUCGUCUAUGACGUCAUCGUUGAACCACCUGGUAUCGGUUCAACCCAGGACCCAUAUACCGGAUCUGUCAAACCUGUGGUUUUCUUGCCUGGGAGAGUCAAUGGGCAGUAUAUAAUUGAAGGGCUGUCUUCUGGGUUCAUGUUUAUUGUUGGUGGCGUUGGCAUUAUUUUGCUGGAUCUUGCUCUUGAAAAAAAUCGGGCCAAAAGUGUCAAGGUUUCUUAUGCUGCCGCUGGUAUUUCCUCUGUUGUUAUUGCUUAUGUUAUGAGUAUGCUUUUUGUUCGGAUUAAGAUUCCGGGUUAUCUUCGUUGA